Molecule: messenger RNA, 252 nt
Organism: Aspergillus bombycis
Lineage: Eukaryota; Fungi; Ascomycota; Eurotiomycetes; Eurotiales; Aspergillaceae
Exons: 4
Coding region: 1-252 (83 amino acids)
Molecular function (GO): carbon-sulfur lyase activity
Source: RefSeq, a predicted model, not a curated record
AUGGCAGAAGUCGAGUCAUACGCAGGGAGUUGCCACUGUGGCCAAGUCAAGUACUCCUUUUCCCUAUCGCCGCCGAUUGAGGAACAGGAGGUCGUCCAGUGUAACUGCUUAUCGCUUUGGAUCCGAGCAGGUCCCCCAUUAUUUCUUCAUAUUAUUGCAUUGAAUGUACGCACUAUUCCCGGUGUUGAGAUUGAGUCUUUGAAAAUUAAGAAGAUGGACGGGAAGAGUGCCACGAUUGAUAGGGAGCGUUAA